Molecule: messenger RNA, 261 nt
Organism: Eimeria mitis
Lineage: Eukaryota; Apicomplexa; Conoidasida; Eucoccidiorida; Eimeriidae
Exons: 3
Coding region: 1-261 (86 amino acids)
Source: RefSeq, a predicted model, not a curated record
AUGGGAAAGCAUGGCGCAGGCCGUCGACCUGCACUCAUGGGAUGCGUCAAGCGUGUCUGGAGCGCUUUAGAUUAUGUUUCGAAGUCCUUUGGCGUUGCGAUGCGCGCUUGUGAGACAGAGCCUGACGCGACGACCGAGCUGAGCGAACUAGUGGGAGUGACGGGAGCGGGGCCUGUAGAAAAUAGCAAUAGCGACGACCCCGCAGCGUACUGUGCAGCUAUUGCGCAACACGAAAACGGCACCGGAAAGCCUUGCGGCUAA